CACGAAUGAUUAUAUUUGAGAGGAUCAAAGAAAACUCGGGAGAAGAAAGAGGCACUGAGAUUUAGAUCUCCUUCUUCUGCUUCUUUCACUCUUGGUCUUGAGCUGGAGCCUGAGCUCGAGCUCGCUAAGGUUUUCUAUCAUCCCCAACAUUGGAGCAAUGGAACUUGGGGCGCGAUUAAAAAUGUCGCGCAUGGAUCGAUGCAAAGGGGGCCAAGGUGUGGGAGAAAAAGAGGGAGAUAAAAAGGGCUGGGGUCCGUAUGGGGCUCGAGAGAGCGUAGCCGUGUGACCGGACCAAAGACAUCGUCCUGGGAGAGCGAUAUAUAUACCUCGCUGUGUUGUUUUGUGUGAGAGAUAGAUAGUGUGUGUGGAUUUGUGUGUUCAAGGCUCAAUGUUGCUUCGCUCCUGGGCUCGCAACAGUGGCGUCUCCUUCUUCCCGGCCAGGAGAGGCGAGAGCUUUUAGAGACCAAGAUCUCACCAAGAUCAAAGUAAGUAACUUAUUAAGGAUCUCGCUCUCUCAUCGUUUUCUCAAUCUUCCCUUCCCUUCUCCUCUUAAACAGCGAAGGGUUCACGUAAAUAAGCACAAGAGAGAGAGAGAGAGAGAGAGAGGAGAGGAAGGAGAGAACGAGGAGGAGAAGAGCUCUCUCUUUCUUUUGGGGAAAGCUGAAAGGAUCUCAUAGAACUCUGUGUUUGUGGGCGGCGGCGCUCGGUGGAAAGCGCUUCGUGGUUGGCUGGUCUUUCAGUGUUCUCUUUCUCGUCGUUGCGCGAGCGUGAGCGCUGAGCUCUGAGUAAUGAGACGAGGGAGUGAGUGAGUGAGUGCGCGCUGUACUUGGCUGUCACUGCUGCCAAAAGAAAUCCCAUCGCUCCCGUCUUCCUCUUCCUUCGUUCCUCGCCUCAUCUCGCUCGUCCGGAGGGUACUCUCUCGCCAUUCGACUUGUUUGUGGUCUUGUGUUGUUUUGCUUCCCCAUGUACAUGUCUUGUUCCUGCUGCCUCUUCGCCUUUGGGUCUCGUAACAUUCUUCUCAAAAUCUAGCGCGCGAGAUUGCGAGAGAGAGUUCGCUUCUGAGCACUCUCUGAAAAGCUCCUCUCUACUAGAUUAGCUAUGGUCUAGGCUGCUCGAAAUCUUUUCUCUAGUUUUCUUCGUGGUUUUUUCUUGGGUUUUAGGAAGAGAUCCAAAUCCAAAUCCCAAGCUUGUCUCUUGUUUUCGUGUUGAUCCAACAUCAAUGAUGAGCACACCGGUACUAGUGCGUUGCUUCUCUCAAAUGCGAGCACGCGAAGAUCAGGGAGCCGUCUAGACAACAAAGAGCACCUGUAACAGCAGUGCUACUGGAAGAUAUGAUCGGCGGCGGGCGAUAGUUAAUGGGCUCCGAGACCUCUCUUUCCUGGUGAUCAUCUAGGACUUCAGAACUUCUUCUCUCUUUUGGGCGAGGAAGAGAGAGAAGAGCGAUGAGGUCUUCCGCUAGUAACAGUAAUUGGCUCGGCUUCUCUCUCUCGCCACAUCUCCCUUCUUUCGAGCAGCAGCAAGCUCCCUCGUCCAUCGGCGACGCCAAGCUCGGUGGUGGCGGUGAUCAUCUCCAGGGCAGCAGCGCCGCCACCGCGGACUACCAGCAGCAGCAGCAGCAGCAGCAGCUGGGCAGCAGUGAUCAGUCGCCUCAUCACCACCACCAUCACGAGCUCCAGAUGCAGCAGCCGCAGCUCGCCACGGACGGCUCGCUUUGCAUCAUGGAAGCGUUCGAGCAGCGGAGAUCCAGUAGCGAUCAAGAUCAAUGGCACAAAUAUGCAGGAAUGAGCGCGAGCAUGCAUCCCCAAGUCUACGACUACUCGCGGCUGGGCUUAGAGCCAGCGCAAGCGCAGCAGCACCACCACCACCAGCAACAGCAGCAAAUCCACCACCACUACGAGAACCUCCUCCGCCCAAAGCCCGAGCACGAAGCUCCCAAGCUGGCGGACUUCCUGGGCGGUGGCUCGUCCCUGGGUGGCGGCGGCGGCCAGUACUCGAGCCGGGACUCCUCCAACACCAGCCCGGGAGUAGCGAAUCUCUUCUACGGUGGUGGUGGCGGCGGAGGCGGCCACCAGCAGCAGCAGCAGCACCACCAGAUUGGCCACCACCAUUCCGGAGCUCCCUUCUCAGCGACGCCGCGGCACCAACACGAUCACGCCGCGGAGAUCAAUGUCAAUCUCCCGUAUUACAACCUCUACGGUGGUGGCCUCGCGGAGGCCACCGGCGAGGGGGGAUUCGAUCACCACUCGCACCAAUCGCGGCACAGCGAAUUCGAGCAGCACAGCCAGCAGCAGGCGGACGACAAUCUCUGCUCCACGAUCUCGUCGCUUCAUUCCCACUCUAGCCAGCUCGUCGCGGGGCAGGAGAUGGAUCACCACGGCCACGCGCAGCACCACCACGGCCACCAGGAGGCCAGCAGCAGCCUCUUCUCGGACUGCAGCCUGCAGCUCCCCCAUAGCUCGAGCAACGCUAGCAAUGGCGGGAAUAUGCUGGGGAUAUCCGCGCUCAAGACUUGGCUCCGCCAGCACCAGCAAGGAUCCUCUCCUCCCGGCGGCGAUCAUCAGCUCGCAACCAAGGCCACCAUCGCCCCCGCCAUCGCCGCCAAUCCGGGCGCCGCCAAGAGCACCGCCACCGGAGGCGCAUCCGGAGAGUUUAGCGCGCUGGCGAAUUUGCAGUCCUUGACGCUGUCCAUGAGCCCCGGCUCGCAGUCCAGCACCGCCGCCGCCGCUCCAUCGCAGGUCGCGGCUGCCGAUCAUCACAGUCCUUGCAACGCUGCUGGAGCGAAUCUCUGCUGCUCCACUACCUCCGCGCUCGUCACCAGUGCGGCCGCCGCCACCGCUGCCGCUGUCGCUCCCAGCGAUCCGGUUUCCAGCGACCAGCCGCCCAAGAAGAGGCCCAAGGCCGGUGGCAAGGAGCCGUCUCCCAGGAAAUCCAUCGACACCUUCGGACAGAGAACGUCAAUCUAUCGAGGCGUUACAAGGCAUCGCUGGACUGGACGUUACGAGGCACAUCUGUGGGACAAUAGUUGUCGAAAGGAGGGCCAGACCAGGAAAGGGAGGCAAGUUUACCUGGGGGGUUAUGACAAGGAAGAGAAAGCAGCGCGAGCGUAUGAUCUGGCGGCGCUCAAGUAUUGGGGACCUACGACCACCAUCAACUUUCCUCUAAGUGACUAUGAAAAGGAGCUAGAGGAGAUGAAACACAUGACACGGCAGGAGUUUGUGGCUUCCCUUAGAAGGAAAAGUAGUGGGUUUUCUAGAGGAGCAUCGAUUUACAGGGGAGUGACGAGACACCAUCAACAAGGACGCUGGCAAGCCCGGAUUGGAAGAGUAGCCGGCAACAAAGAUCUUUACCUCGGAACUUUCAGCACGCAAGAGGAAGCCGCGGAAGCAUACGACAUCGCCGCGAUCAAGUUCCGGGGCAUCAACGCGGUCACCAACUUCGACAUCAGCCGCUACGACCUCAAGAAGAUCUGCUCGAGCCCGAGCUUGCUCCUGGGCGAGACCGCCAAGAGGUACAAGGACAGCGACUCCGGAGUGGAUCAGAGCCAGCAGCAGAUCAUUCGAACCUCGGACGAGGACGUGGUACUUGUGCGCGGCAGCAGCGCCAGUGCUAGCCAGCUCCGAUCGAGCAGCAGCCACGGCGGCCAGCAGCUCAUCCCCAAGCCGGAGCAGGACUGGCAGCUGCUCUACAAUCCAUCGGGAGCGCAGGAGGUGGUCCAUCCCCUCAGCGGGAGCUACCACCACCACCAGCCGAUCAUCCAGCAGUCGCCAAGCAUGCAGCACGCGGUGCUGAGGAAUCUCAUCGGCCUGGACGCGCUCCCCAGCGGCGACCAGGGCGGCAGCCACAUCUUCUCGGGCGGCGCCGCGCUGGGCGGGCAAUCCACCUCCACGAGCACGCUCAUGAGCAACUCGGUCUACUCGAGCGACAGCCCAAAGCCGUCGGUGGGCGAGAACGAGGAGCCCAAUCCCGGCAAGAACCACUCGUCCAGCUCCUACGAUCAGGGAGGCGCAAUCGUUGGUGGUGGUGGGGAUCUCAGCAGCCGCGGUGGCGGCUACUGGAUGAGCAGCAAGCCAAGCAGCUACGACAUGGGAUCGAUCGUGACGCCCGUGCAGCAGGCCUUGAAUGGGAGGGCGCUGGCGGCGGCCGGGCAUCACCACAUGCCCAUUUUUUCAGUCUGGACCGAGAACUAGCAGAGGUCUCGCGCUCCAAGCCCUAAAAUUUGAAUUCAAAAUUUCAAAUUUAACUUUUCGCGCGAAA
Molecule: messenger RNA, 4254 nt
Organism: Selaginella moellendorffii
Lineage: Eukaryota; Viridiplantae; Streptophyta; Lycopodiopsida; Selaginellales; Selaginellaceae
Exons: 9
Coding region: 1443-4187 (914 amino acids)
Biological process (GO): regulation of DNA-templated transcription
Molecular function (GO): DNA-binding transcription factor activity; DNA binding
Source: RefSeq, a predicted model, not a curated record